UUUUUCCAUCGCUGCUGCUGCAACGUGGGGUUUCCCAGCGCCGACUGCAGGGUUACCGCGCCCAUCUCAUCGGUCGAUGGCUGCUUGAGAGUCAUACUACGGACAGGGCAGGUGUUGGGUUUUGCAAAGGUGAGAAUCUAGACUCCCUUGUUGGUGAAGAAUAGUGACUUUUAAAAUUAGCUGGAUUGACUGCCAGUGCACUGUCAUCCACACAAGGCUUGUGGGUGUGAUUUCCCCCACCCCCUCCCCUCUCCGCCUGGUUGUCAAGCUCCCCAGCCGUAGCCUGCGUUCGGGAAGGGCUGCUCCUCAGAAAUCUACGCUAGCUGGCUUAGCUAGUUAGAAAGCUAGCACUGUGCUGUUCGUUGAUGCGUGGAUCGGAGGAAUACGCCGUCUUGGUUUCCAGUCAAUGCCAAAACGCAAAAACAGGCGCAGAUUGAAUCAGAUAAACAAGUGCCCUGAUAGUUGGAGUAAGGUAAUUAAAAAAGCAGGAUAAGAUGAGUGAACUGGACCAGUUACGCCAAGAGGCAGAGCAGCUCAAAAAUCAGAUAAGAGAUGCUAGAAAAGCAUGUGCAGAUGCCACACUAUCACAGAUUACAGCUAAUGUCGAAGCCGUUGGCCGAAUCCAGAUGCGUACAAGACGAACGCUGCGGGGUCAUUUGGCCAAAAUCUAUGCCAUGCACUGGGGGACAGACUCUAGGCUUUUGGUCAGCGCUUCUCAAGAUGGAAAACUCAUUAUUUGGGAUAGCUAUACCACAAACAAGGUUCAUGCCAUUCCACUUCGAUCUUCCUGGGUCAUGACUUGUGCAUAUGCACCUUCAGGAAACUAUGUGGCCUGUGGUGGCUUAGACAACAUCUGCUCCAUUUACAACCUGAAAACACGUGAGGGGAAUGUACGUGUGAGCCGUGAGCUCGCAGGACAUACAGGAUACCUGUCCUGCUGUCGCUUUCUUGACGACAACCAGAUUGUUACAAGCUCUGGAGAUACCACUUGUGCACUUUGGGACAUCGAGACAGGCCAGCAGACGACCACAUUUGCUGGACACACAGGUGAUGUCAUGAGCCUGUCUCUUAGCCCCGACACUCGGUCAUUCGUCUCUGGUGCUUGCGAUGCCUCUGCUAAACUCUGGGAUGUUCGAGAGGGGAUGUGCAGGCAGACUUUCACUGGCCAUGAGUCUGACAUCAAUGCUAUCUGUUUCUUCCCUAAUGGCAACGCCUUUGCCACGGGCUCUGAUGACGCCACCUGCAGGCUGUUUGAUCUGCGAGCUGAUCAAGAGCUGAUGAUCUACUCUCACGACAACAUCAUAUGUGGCAUUACCUCUGUUGCAUUCUCCAAGAGCGGCCGCCUUCUUCUGGCAGGAUAUGAUGACUUCAACUGUAAUGUGUGGGACACACUAAAAGCUGACCGUGCUGGUGUGUUGGCUGGACAUGACAACCGCGUUAGCUGCCUGGGAGUUACUGACGAUGGCAUGGCAGUUGCAACAGGAUCCUGGGACAGUUUUCUGAAGAUCUGGAAUUGAAGCCUGAAGGUUCUUUUUGUCGUAUUUGCAUUAAAGAUGUUCUUUUAACUCCAAAGUUGACUGGAAGACCAUUACAACUUGAGAAUGUUCACAGCGUCAUCUUCAACACUGUUUAAACUGACUUGGACACCACAAAAACGAAGGGAAACCAAUGCCUUUCCUACACAAAGAAGAGCACAAUUGUUUAUCACCUAGUUAAGAAAGGAUCUCCUGUGGUAUCAAAUCAGAAACUUGUGCAUUCCUUC
This is a messenger RNA of Poecilia latipinna (sailfin molly), 1762 nucleotides long. Its product is annotated as guanine nucleotide-binding protein G(I)/G(S)/G(T) subunit beta-1-like. The record is from RefSeq and is a predicted model, not a curated record. Gene Ontology annotation, biological process: signal transduction. NCBI's taxonomy places the organism in Eukaryota, Metazoa, Chordata, Actinopteri, Cyprinodontiformes, Poeciliidae. The coding region runs from base 495 to 1517 and encodes 340 amino acids. Gene Ontology annotation, molecular function: protein binding. The transcript has 11 exons.